GUAUUCUUUCUGUGCGGCCCGGUACCAAUUGACCCACGGACCGGUGCUGAUCUGGUGACCACUGAUCUAGAUGAUAGAUACAACCCUCACAUUUACGUUUACGGUAUUCAGCAGACUCCCUUUUCCAGAGUGACAUAGGUGACUGGGGUACUGAUUGGAAGGUCAAGGGGUUUAAGCCUCAGUAUCUCCAAGCAGUUGCCACUCGGGCCCUUGAGCAAGGCUCUUAAUCCUCUGUGCUACAGAGGCACUGUAUCAUGUCUGACCCCAGCUUAUAUAUGUAAUAUAUUAUAUAUGUAAAUAUGUAUAUGUAUAUAUAAUUUCUGUACAGUAUAAAGCACCCGUUCUUCACCUUUGUAGACAGACAGACAGACAGACAGACAGACAGACAGACAGACAGACAGACAGAUAGAUAGAUAGAUAGAUAGAUAGAUAGAUAGAUAGAUAGAUAGAUAGAUAGAUAGAUAGAUAGAUAGAUAGAGGGUACUUGCUAUAAUUACAGAGCACAGACUAAAAUUAAUUUUAAAAAAGCUUAAACUGUUGCUGCAGCAUUUUUUUUUGUUUCCAUCCAGGUGAUUGGUUUUAAGCCAUUAAAUACUGCAGCAAGGUUAUUUAUGUACCCUCCGUCAUUCCACAUGAGCACAUGCCUACCUUGGUAUAAGGAAUUUAUGAGAUUGAAUGAGAGUGUAACAUUUUCAUGAAGGAAUAAAACCAAAAUUAAACAGACUGAAGGAAUAAGUGAAGGGAGUCUUUGUGGUUAGACCAUGUGGAAAGCAUUCUUACUGCAGUCUGGUUAUAUAAAUGACUUCUAAACAUUGUCUUUCGGUGUGUGUGUGUGUGUGUGUUUCUUAGAUGCAUAUGCGGAUUCACACAUGGACGAUCCAGAGCUGCACAUUCAGGUUCAGGAGGAAUGCAAAGUCCGGUUUUAAACCCACUCACUCAGUUAGCUAGCUACUUUUUGUACACUAGCUAGCUAGUUAGUUCUGGCUAGUUUGGCCAAUUUGUUAUGCUCUCAUUUGGCUGAUCCUUAUUUUUAUUGCAGAUCACGUUGUAGAUUGUUGAAGCCCAAACACAUUUAAGCUAUUGUUCUUUUUUUUUUUGGUUUGUCUAUUAGUUAUAAUUAGCAAAUUUGAAUAAUGUUAUCAGCUUUUAGACAUCGAACAUAGAGAAAAGAAACAGUAUAUUUGAUAGACAUUUUGUGUUUGUAUUUAAAUGUAGGUUUAAACAGGAAAUUGCACUUGAUUCAGGAAAAUCAGGGACUUCUAAUUUCAUGAGUCUAUGGGGGCACUUACUUUUAUGCACAUUUCAGUUGUGUAAUAUUAUAUAUUCUAAACAAUCAAAUGUGCAUCAUAUCCUUUUUAUCUUCAUGUUCAAAACACCCCCAUCGCAGUUGCAGGCUCUGUGGGCGGAGCUUAAGGCUGGACUCAGGGGCGUGGUUCAGGAGAUCUCCGCCUUACAGCAGAGCAACGCCCGCCUGGAGGAGAAAGUGAGAGAGUGCCAGAGAGACACAGCUGAGAAAGUGUUGUCUCUAAGAAACACUCUGAACACACUCCAGGAGGACACAGACACGGCUCUGUCCCAGAUCUCUGAACUUAACAUCAGGCAGAAACAGCUACAGACAGAUCUGGACCUGCUACACAGCCCAGAACACAGGGGGGAGGAGACAGUGGAUGGCCACACCCACCCCUGCAGCCAAACACAAGUGAGGCUUAUUCAGCAUUACAUCAGCCACCUGCCGACCAAUCAGAGUUCUGAGCAGGAUGGCAGUGAUUUUAGGACUCACCCUAAAGCUCCAGUGUGGCGGGAAAGGAGAAUGAGCCGAGACCAGACAGAGCAGAUCGGCCAGGACACAAAUCCCAGGCAGGUAUCUGCUUUGGAGCUGUUGGAAUCAGAGAGAGUGUACGUCUCAUAUCUGUCUCUGCUGCUGAAGGCCAACAUCACCCACAAUGGCUAUGAAAGCUCUAAUCUUAAAGACAAACGGCUCUUCCCUUCCUCUUUGCGGUUUUUGAUCCAGCAGCACCUCGAGCUCUUGCACCUUCUGCAGGAACGUGUGCUGAAGAGUCACUGGCAAGGCAUCAUGGGAGAUUUGUUUCUGAGGCUUACCAGUAAGGAGGGUGAUUUUCUGCACAACUACGUGUCCUAUCUAAAGGAGCUCCCAGAAUGCCUUUCAGCUCUCAGCUUAUUCUCAAAGCCUGCAGGCCUGCUAGAGGGUGACCUCACAGGAGAUGAGACACGUCCAUCCCUCCACACUCUGCUGCUUCAGCCGGCCCAGCGUGUCCCAGAAUACCUCAGGCUCCUACAGAACCUGUUGUGCCAUACGGAAUCUGAGCAUCCAGAUUAUUACCUUCUGCUUGUGUGUGUAAAACAUCUCCGGUCCUUUACCACCCAGUACAAUGACCUCCUCAAGCACAACCAGGAGCUCUUCACACACUCACACACACACGGCCUUAGAGAACACACACACAACCUGUACACACACGAGCCGGACCGUGCGACACACACACGCAAGGAAUUCAGCAGAUCAUCAGGAAAGCAUCUGUAUAAAGUGGAUUCUGAAAGUUCAUCAAAUUACAGUAGCACCAGUGGGCAGACUGAUCCAGCCCAUAAACAGAGAAGAAAGAAAGCAGCUGUCCGUCAUUAUCCUGACUGGGAGGCGGAGCCUAAUCGUUUUCCCCAUGACAUUUCCUUCACUUCCGACGUGGAAUCACGUCACAAAGCCACGCCCAUCCAAUUACACAGGAUUCCAGAGACAGAGAGGGCGGGGUCAGCCCUGGCCGAUGCAAUGGAGACAUUCCUUCCAUACAGACAUGGGGACUCUCGCUGUUCAAGCCGUUCCCAUUCAACUGACUCGAGCCUUGACAUUACGUUUGUAAGCUGUAGCCCCUCCCUCAGUCCAGACUGCCAAUCACAUAGCAGAGGGCAAAGCAGCAGAGGUGGGGUUUACAGACCCAGCUGUGGGCGCGGGUCACCUGACUCGGCCAGCGUGAUGAAGCCUUUGCAGCAGGUACAGCGGAAAAGCAGGUCACUCAAUGGCCUGCAGCUGGACAGCUUUGACAGCGGCCCUCACGUGAUCCGAAGUCCUGCCCACCCGAGGCUGGUGCGCCAAUCAAGCGCCAAAUCAAGGCUGAGGAAUAGCAGCCCGGAGAGGCAUCACGAACCCAACACACACACCAUCGCUGACGAGCUUACACAAAAGGAUUCCGGACCUCCUAUAUUGGAGGACUUGAAAUGGAAAGGCGUGUCCGAUGAAUGUGACCCCACCCCUCUGAGUGAACGUAGCAGGAAGGAGGGCAAAGGUUUCCGAAGCUCCUUCAAAAAGCUUUUUAAGAAGAGGUCUGGCGGAGAGAGCAAGGCGGAGAAAGCUGUGGAGAAGAACGAGGGACAGAGCAGCAAUGAUCUGGAGGCUGGGAGGGUAAACAGAGCACGAAAACCUGGAGAUAUCGACAGAGGAACUGCAGUUUAAACACGUGCACACACACACACACACACACCUGAUUAUUUUGUUGUAUAGCAACACAACAUCAAACACGAUCUUUCACACACACAUUCUACUAGAAGAAUCAUGAUGUCUAGCCAAUAGAGAUGUUCCUCUCCAUAACCGAGGCUGAUACGAUUCACACCUUGAUGCAUAGUCAACGAUACGGUACAUUAAAAGACACGCACGUUACGACUCGCCCCAAAA
This is a messenger RNA of Silurus meridionalis, 3679 nucleotides long. RefSeq names its product Rho guanine nucleotide exchange factor (GEF) 33 (gene arhgef33). The record is from RefSeq and is a predicted model, not a curated record. The coding region runs from base 1268 to 3460 and encodes 730 amino acids. The transcript is spliced from 13 exons. Gene Ontology annotation, molecular function: guanyl-nucleotide exchange factor activity. Lineage: Eukaryota; Metazoa; Chordata; Actinopteri; Siluriformes; Siluridae.